Molecule: messenger RNA, 1071 nt
Organism: Lachancea thermotolerans CBS 6340
Lineage: Eukaryota; Fungi; Ascomycota; Saccharomycetes; Saccharomycetales; Saccharomycetaceae
Product: zinc-dependent alcohol dehydrogenase
Exons: 1
Coding region: 1-1071 (356 amino acids)
Molecular function (GO): oxidoreductase activity; zinc ion binding
Source: RefSeq, a predicted model, not a curated record
AUGACUGAGAAGCUGCCCUCUAGUAUUCCUCUCACACAGAGAGCCGUCAUAUUCAAGAAGCAUUCAGGAAAGCUCGAGCUCAAGAGCAUCGAAGUUCAGUCGCCGAAAGCCAAUGAACUGCUGAUUAACGUCAAGUUUUCGGGUGUGUGCCACUCUGACUUGCAUGCUUGGAAGGGUGAUUGGCCAACAAAAACAAAAUUACCACUAGUGGGUGGCCACGAGGGAGCUGGCAUCGUAGUUGCAAUGGGAGCCAGCGUACGAGGAUGGAAAAUAGGCGACUAUGCUGGUAUCAAAUGGCUUAAUAGCUGCUGUAUGUCUUGCGAACAGUGUGAGCUGUCUAACGAACCUAAUUGCGCAUACGCUGACAUUUCAGGGUUUACACGCGAUGGAUCUUUCCAACAAUAUGCAACUGCGGACGCUGUACAGGCCGCCAGGAUACCACCUGGUACCAACUUGGCAGAAGUCUCGCCAGUAUUGUGCGCGGGGAUAACUGUUUUCAAGGCCCUGAAAACUGCUAACCUAACGGCCGGAAACUGGGUUGCCAUUUCAGGGGCUUGCGGUGGCUUAGGUUCUAUGGCUAUUCAAUAUGCAAAAGCAAUGGGGUAUUCUGUUGUUGGGAUUGAUAGCGGAGCUGAAAAAGAGCACUUGUUUAACGACCUUGGUGGUGAUGUUUUUCUAGACUUCAGCAAAAGUGAAAACCUUGUUCCAGAAGUUGUAAGUGCCACAGGUGGGGGGGGGGGGGCACAUGGAGUUCUCAACUUGUCUGCAUCAGAGAACGCUAUCAACACCUCAGUUCGCUUUUGUAGAGCAAAUGGGGUCAUUGUGCUUGUAGGUAUACCAAGUGGUGCAACAUGCGUCUCAGAAGUUUUCGAUCACGUUGUGAAGUCCAUCAAGAUAGUUGGAUCAAGUGUCGGGAAUAGAGCAGACACAAGGGAAGCGCUCGAUUUCUACUCUCGAGGUUUAAUACGGCCCGCAAUCAAGGUCGCCGGGCUAUCUCAAGUACCUCAAAUUUUCAAAAAGAUGGAUAACGGAGAAAUUGUUGGGAGAUGUGUUGUGAAUACCGGAGAGUAA